GAGAACAUAUGAUAAACGUCAAAACAUUCACUUAUUUAUUUACACGUCACUUGAAAACAGAAAGUUUCACUAUUUCUAUUUUUUUUUAUUUCUUAUUUGUUUGAUAAUUAAAACUGUUUAUUCAGGGCAUUUAUUGUUUUUAUAGAUUUGAGAAAAAGAGAGAAGCAUGUCAAACAGUUACACUCCACCUGACCGAUCAACCUAUGACCCUGGUUGGAACGAUCCUCCACCGAUGUCAUCGAUGGCAGCACCAGUUCCAGCUGCUGGAAAACCACGUACCAAUUUGAAUAAACGCGUAGCAUUUCCAAUGCAUCAAUCAUCUGCAGCAGCAGCGAGCUCAAAUGUGAAAACCACAGCCGAAGGUCUUCCGUUACCAUUUUCAACAGCGAAAUACCAACCACCUCCAGUGACAGCUUCAAUUCCUGAAGUGUGCCCAACUCCACAGAAACCUAUUUUGUCCCCACCUCCAACGUCGGCAAUUGUAAAUAAAAGUGCUCAAUCUCAAUC
Sitodiplosis mosellana (orange wheat blossom midge) is the source of this 507-nucleotide messenger RNA. RefSeq names its product steroid receptor RNA activator 1-like. Lineage: Eukaryota; Metazoa; Arthropoda; Insecta; Diptera; Cecidomyiidae. Gene Ontology annotation, biological process: regulation of transcription by RNA polymerase II. Gene Ontology annotation, cellular component: nucleus. The record is from RefSeq and is a predicted model, not a curated record.